CUCCAUUUAACUCUUCUGCUUCCCACUUAUCACCACGCGAUACGAGCUCAAUUCAGCGAUUUACUACUGACUUCGUUUCCGCUUCCACUCAUAUCAUUUUCCUUUCCUUCUUCCCAGCUUCCACCACGCGGCGGCCUCGUUAUCGGACCCUUUGUUGGCCGUUUGUCAACGCAGCCGCCGUCACAUCCAGAGACUUUCGGCUCGUCGGCAUGGCGAGUCGGGCGGCGCAGAAGCGCUUGACGCGCGAAUACAAGAGCAUCACCGAGAACCCGCCACCCUACAUCACAGCACACCCCUCAGAAGCAAACAUUCUCGAAUGGCACUACAUCAUCACAGGACCCGAGAACACAUCCUAUCACGGGGGCCAGUACUGGGGCACGCUCAUGUUCCCUCCAAACUACCCGUUCGCGCCGCCGGCGAUCCGAAUGCACACGCCCUCGGGCCGAUUCCAGCCCUCGAGUCGACUAUGCCUCUCCAUCUCCGACUUCCACCCGCGCUCCUUCAACCCGGCCUGGGAGGUAUCGACCAUCCUGAUUGGCCUGCUCUCGUUCAUGACGUCGGAAGAGAUGACGACGGGCUCCGUGUCGGCCAGCGAGGCGGAGCGGAAAUACCACGCGGCGCGCUCGCGGUGGUGGAACUCGACUGGGGGGGGGUCCCAUCUCAAGUCUGAGAACGGAGCAGGUGCCGCCGGCAAGGGCAACAUCAAGGCUGGCGACGGCGGGGCCAAAUUCAGGGCGGAGUGGCCCGAACUGGACGAGGAGAACUGGAAGUGGAUGCGCGAGAACAAGAUCGACACGGCGACGGGGAAUAAGAUUGUCGAGGCGGGCGGCCCCUCGUGCGGGCCCCAGCUCGGCAUUGCGGCCGGUAGUGGACAUCAGGCCCACGCGGUGGUGGACGCGGUGAUCCAGCAGAGAGACGCCGGGCAAGGGUGGCUGUUCCGGAAUAAGCUGUUCCUGGCGGGGGCUAUCAUAUUUGUCUACGUUUUGAUUGCGAGGCUGCUUGGGGAGGGGACCUCUUGAGUCUUGGGCGAGGGUGUUAGCCGGAUAAUGCGGAUCUUACGGCUGCCAGCGAGGUGCAAGGCGGAUUGGGUCUUUGGGUGUCCAGUUUUCCCAGGCUAUUUUAACCUGCUCAUCAGGAUGGGGUGACGUUUCCGAGAAGAAGGGAAAGUUGCCUUACGGCGGUUGAGAUGUGAGAUGGAUUUGAAACGCUUGUCUCAUACCCACGCAAUUGCUGGUCAGCGCUCUUGUCUAUAUCGGAGCAGGCAGUGCUUAGUAUUCCAUAUCCACGCAUGGACCAAAAUAGAGGUUUCUUUCUCCAGC
Molecule: messenger RNA, 1319 nt
Organism: Parathielavia appendiculata
Lineage: Eukaryota; Fungi; Ascomycota; Sordariomycetes; Sordariales; Chaetomiaceae
Product: UBC-like protein
Exons: 3
Coding region: 210-1019 (269 amino acids)
Source: RefSeq, a predicted model, not a curated record